This is a messenger RNA of Macadamia integrifolia, 1484 nucleotides long. RefSeq lists its product as uncharacterized. The record is from RefSeq and is a predicted model, not a curated record. Bases 604 to 1221 code for a protein of 205 amino acids. Gene Ontology annotation, molecular function: fatty acyl-CoA hydrolase activity. NCBI's taxonomy places the organism in Eukaryota, Viridiplantae, Streptophyta, Magnoliopsida, Proteales, Proteaceae. The transcript has 4 exons.
UCUGUCAAUGGAAUCACACCUUCCCCUGAAAUCUACACUUAUGUUUGGUUGCCAAGAAAAUGAAAGAAAAUAAUUUUUUUUUGAAUUUGAAGAUAGAGAUAUAGACAUAAAUCAAUUGUUGUGUCGUUAUGAUUUUUGUUUUAUUAAAUUUUAUUAUUAUUUUUUCUUUUCUUUUGUUGACAACCAAACAUAGUGAUCCAAAUUCCAAUUGCUAUUCUUCUCGCCCCCAUUCAAAUGGCAAUAGCAAGCUUUACGACAUUGGAGCCGACCAGGAUGGUAUCUCCACCUCCUAUGGGCCGUUCAUCCUUCGCAGAAACAAAUGCAAGAGGAAGGUGCAACACUUCACGAAAGGCACCGAUGAGGUUUCGAACUGUUUGACUUGUUGCCUUUCAUCUUCCAUUUAUAUCUCAAUUGUGCAAGGUCGAGCACAUGGCGAAUGACUGGUUCAAUAGAUAAUUUAGAGAUUUUAAAAUACCAAGAGAGAAAGAGGUAAGUUUUAUGAAAAAAAAAAAAAUUGAAUAAAGUGAGUUUGAGUAAUGAGAGGUUACAUAUAGGGAUAAAUAGAAAUUGUCCCCAGUGAAUCGGUUGAAGCAUAGAAGGGGGAUGAAAUCCAAAUAUGGUCAGAGACUUACAGACCACAGUGGGUGUGUCAAAAACAAAAAAAAUAGAGAGAGAGAGAGCAUAUGCAGAAACGAAGCGAUGUUCUUAGAAGAAGCGAAGAAACGGUUAGAAGAGCAUAUGCAGAAACGCUCGACUGAAGAUAUCGAGUGCCUAACGCAUAGCAGUCUCCAGAUCGUGAAGGCAAGGGAUAGAACAGGGAAUUGCCAUGUGGGAGCGAUAGCUUCCACAAUCGAUGCAGUUGGGGCAACAGCUGUAGCGAUUUACACAGGCGACCUCAAAGUCUCAAUUAAUUUCAACAUUUCCUACUUCUCAACGGUUAAGAUUCAGGAAGAGGUGGCGAUUGAAGCUAAGAUGGUAGCGCAUAGAGGAAAGCUUUCAUUGACGAUAGUAGAGUUUAGGAGGAAGAAGGAUGGAGUUAUGGUAGCUUUGGGCUCUCAAGCUCUCUGCUGUAGAUCCAUAUCUUCAAAGCCGCCACUCAAAUUUGCUUGUCAAAGAGGAUUCUCCAUGGCAAUUGUCAAUGAGAAGGGCAUCUCAAUAUCAUCCAACAAAUGCUGCAAGAAACCUGGGAGACUGAUGGAUCUUAAAUAUUUCGGGAACUAAAAGCCUGGGUUGGGUAGGCUCAGCCAUGUAGGUGCCACUGGCAUUCUGUACUCCUUGCCACAAAGAAGCUAGGCUCUAAAAUUUUAUAUGUUCCCUAGUCGUUUCCUAGUGAAUAUUUAUGCAAAACUCUGAUCAGACAGACAUUGAAGCAUUGUAAGUCCCUGCCUGUUGUGUAUUUAGUUCUUCGCUUGCCUUUGCUUACACUAUCAUCUUUAUUUCUGUAUUUUGUACACUUUAUUGCUGUAUCUUGGGCUUUACCCUUA